AUGGACGCCCCGGAGCAGCAGCCCGACCCCGACGGCGGGGGCGCCCCGGGCCACGAGCCCGGGGGCAGCUCCCAAGACGAAUUCGACUUCUCCAUCCUCUUCGACUAUGACUAUUUGAAUCCCAUCGAAGAAGAACCGAAUGCACAUAAGGUCGUCAGCCCACCCUCCGGACCCACAUACCCCGACGAUGUCCUGGACUAUGGCCUCAAGCCAUACAACCCCCUUGCCAGUCUCUCUGCCCAGACCCCCGGCCGAUUCGGAGAGCCGGAUAGGCUAGGGCCCCAGAACUUUCUGAGCCCGGCCAAGCCAGCAGGGGCCUCGGGCCUGAGCCCUCGGAUCGAGAUCACUCCGUCCCACGAACUGAUGCAGGCAGGGGGCCCCCUCCGUGGGAGAGACGCUGGCCUCCUGGCAGAGCAGCCGGCCCUGCCGGGGGUGGCCGCCAGCCCCAGGUUCACCCUGCCCGUGCCCGGCUUCGAGGGCUACCGCGAGCCGCUUUGCUUGAGCCCUGCUAGCAGCGGCUCCUCUGCCAGCUUCAUUUCCGACACCUUCUCCCCCUACACCUCGCCCUGCGUCUCGCCCAAUAACGGCGGGCCCGACGACCUGUGUCCCCAGUUUCAAAACAUCCCUGCUCAUUAUUCCCCCAGAACCUCGCCAAUAAUGUCACCUCGAACCAGCCUCGCCGAGGACAGCUGCCUGGGCCGCCACUCGCCAGUGCCCCGUCCGGCCUCCCGCUCCUCGUCGCCUGGUGCCAAGCGGAGGCAUUCGUGCGCCGAGGCCUUGGUGGCCCCUCUGCCCGGAGCCUCACCCCAGCGCUCCCGGAGCCCCUCACCGCAGCCCUCGUCUCACGGGGCCCCCCAGGACGACGGCGCCCCGGCUGGCUACCCUCCCACGGCUGGCUCUGCUGUCCUCAUGGAUGCCCUGAACAGCCUCGCCACGGACUCGCCUUGUGGGAUCCCCCCCAAGAUGUGGAAGACCAGCCCUGACCCGUCGCCGGUGUCCGCCGCCCCCUCCAAGGCCUGCCUGCCCCGCCACAUCUACCCUGCCAUGGAGUUCCUGGGGCCCUGCGAGCAGGAGGAGAAGAGAAACUCAGCUCCCGAGUCCAUCUUGCUGGUGCCACCAACUUGGCCCAAGCAGCUGGUGCCGGCUAUUCCCAUCUGCAGCAUCCCAGUGACUGCAUCCCUCCCUCCACUUGAGUGGCCACUCUCCAAUCAGUCAGGCUCCUAUGAGCUGCGGAUCGAGGUACAGCCAAAGCCACAUCACCGGGCCCACUAUGAGACAGAAGGCAGCCGAGGGGCUGUCAAAGCUCCAACUGGAGGCCACCCUGUGGUUCAGCUCCAUGGCUACGUGGAAAAUAAGCCUCUGGGGCUUCAGAUCUUCAUUGGGACAGCAGAUGAGCGGAUCCUUAAGCCACACGCCUUCUACCAGGUGCACCGGAUCACAGGGAAAACCGUCACCACCACCAGCUAUGAGAAGAUUGUGGGCAACACCAAAGUCCUGGAGAUCCCGCUGGAGCCAAAAAACAACAUGAGGGCAACCAUCGACUGUGCAGGGAUCCUGAAACUUAGAAAUGCCGACAUUGAGCUGCGGAAAGGCGAGACAGACAUUGGAAGAAAGAACACGCGAGUGAGGCUGGUUUUCCGGGUUCACAUCCCAGAGUCCAGCGGCAGGAUCGUCUCCUUGCAGACUGCAUCUAACCCCAUCGAAUGCUCCCAGCGAUCCGCCCAUGAGCUCCCCAUGGUGGAAAGACAAGACAUCGACAGCUGCCUGGUCUAUGGAGGCCAGCAGAUGAUCCUCACGGGGCAGAACUUCACGGCCGAGUCCAAGGUCGUUUUCACUGAGAAGACCACAGAUGGGCAGCAAAUUUGGGAGAUGGAAGCCACGGUGGAUAAGGACAAGAGCCAGCCCAACAUGCUUUUUGUUGAGAUCCCUGAAUAUCGGAACAAGCACAUCCGCACGUCUGUGAAGGUGAACUUCUAUGUCAUCAAUGGGAAAAGAAAACGAAGUCAGCCUCAGCACUUCACCUACCACCCAGUCCCAGCCAUCAAGACGGAGCCCACCGACGAGUAUGACCCCACUCUGAUCUGCAGCCCCACCCACGGAGGCCUGGGGAGCCAGCCUUAUUACCCCCAGCACCCAAUGGUGGCCGAGUCUCCCUCCUGCCUCGUGGCUACCAUGGCUCCCUGUCAGCAAUUCCGCUCAGGGCUCUCAUCCCCUGAUGCCCGCUACCAGCAGCAAAACCCAGCGGCUGUCCUCUAUCAGCGGAGCAAGAGCCUGAGCCCCAGCCUGCUGGGCUAUCAGCAGCCGGCCCUCAUGGCUGCCCCCCUGUCCCUGGCAGAUGCCCACCGUUCUGUGCUGGUGCACACUGGCUCCCAGGGCCAGAGCUCGGCCCUGCUCCACCCCUCUCCCACCAACCAGCAGGCCUCGCCGGUCAUCCACUACUCACCCACCAACCAGCAGCUGCGCUGUGGAAGCCACCAGGAGUUCCAGCACAUCAUGUACUGCGAGAAUUUCGCACCCAGCACUGCCAGGCCUGGCCCACCCCCUGUCAGUCAAGGUCAGAGGCUAAGCCCAGGUUCUUACCCCACCGUCAUCCAGCAGCAAAAUGCCACAAGCCAAAGAGCUGCCAAAAAUGGACCCCCAGUCAGUGACCAAAAGGAAGUAUUACCCCCAGGAGUGACAAUUAAACAGGAGCAGAAUUUGGACCAGACCUACUUGGAUGAUGGCAGGAUCAAAGUCACUGUGAGAGUGAACUCCCUGCAGGUCAACGAGAGUCGACGCUGA
Messenger RNA from Cynocephalus volans (Philippine flying lemur), 2781 nucleotides. It is a transcript of the gene NFATC2, whose product is annotated as nuclear factor of activated T cells 2. NCBI's taxonomy places the organism in Eukaryota, Metazoa, Chordata, Mammalia, Dermoptera, Cynocephalidae. The record is from RefSeq and is a predicted model, not a curated record. Gene Ontology annotation, biological process: calcineurin-NFAT signaling cascade; cytokine production; regulation of transcription by RNA polymerase II. The transcript has 10 exons. Gene Ontology annotation, molecular function: DNA-binding transcription factor activity, RNA polymerase II-specific; transcription factor binding; RNA polymerase II cis-regulatory region sequence-specific DNA binding. Gene Ontology annotation, cellular component: transcription regulator complex. The coding region runs from base 1 to 2781 and encodes 926 amino acids.